Molecule: messenger RNA, 1236 nt
Organism: Merops nubicus (carmine bee-eater)
Lineage: Eukaryota; Metazoa; Chordata; Aves; Coraciiformes; Meropidae
Product: sodium/glucose cotransporter 1-like
Exons: 11
Coding region: 1-1236 (411 amino acids)
Biological process (GO): transmembrane transport; sodium ion transport
Cellular component (GO): plasma membrane
Molecular function (GO): D-glucose:sodium symporter activity
Source: RefSeq, a predicted model, not a curated record
AUGGAAACCAACAUAAGGAUCAACAAUGCUGCAGACAUCUCUGUUAUCGUCAUCUAUUUUUUGGUAGUCCUGGCAGUGGGACUAUGGGCUAUGUACUCAACCAACCGAGGGACAGUAGGUGGAUUUUUCCUGGCUGGACGAAGCAUGGUCUGGUGGCCGAUUGGUGCUUCUCUGUUUGCCAGUAACAUCGGCAGUGGACAUUUUGUGGGAAUAGCAGGAACAGCAGCAGCUGGAGGAAUUGCCAUCGGAGGAUAUGAAUGGAAUGCUCUGAUAUUUGUGGUUGUUCUAGGAUGGCUGUUUGUACCCAUCUACAUCAAAGCUGGGGUGGUGACCAUGCCAGAGUAUCUGAGGAAGCGUUUUGGUGGGAAACGGAUUCAGAUCUACCUGUCAGUCCUUUCUCUGAUCCUGUAUAUUUUCACAAAGAUCUCAGCAGAUAUCUUCUCUGGAGCUGUAUUCAUACAGUUGGCCAUAGGGCUGAAUCUUUAUUUGGCCAUAAUUAUCCUGCUUGCUAUUACUGCUCUUUAUACCAUCACAGGUGGCCUUGCAGCUGUGAUUUACACGGACACUUUGCAAACAUUUAUCAUGGUAGUGGGAUCCUUUAUUCUUAUGGGAUUUGCAUUUGCUGAAGUAGGAGGGUAUGAUGCUUUUAUGCAGAAGUACAUGGAAGCAAUUCCAUCCAAUAUCUCCUAUGGGAAUACCACAAUCAGUGCAGAAUGCUACACUCCUCGGAAGGAUUCCUUUCACAUCUUCCGGGACGCGGUCACCGGAGAUAUGCCCUGGCCAGCCCUCACCUUUGGCUUGAGCAUCCUCGCCAUGUGGUACUGGUGCACGGAUCAGGUUAUUGUCCAAAGAUGUCUCUCUGGAAAGAACAUGUCCCAUGUGAAGGCUGGUUGUAUCAUGUGUGGAUACCUGAAACUCUUGCCCAUGUUUAUUAUAGUGAUGCCUGGAAUGAUCAGCCGAAUUUUGUAUACAGAUGUGGUGGCUUGUGUUGUGCCUGAAGUCUGCCAGCAGUACUGUGGCACUGCAGUUGGCUGUACAAAUAUUGCUUAUCCAAAGAUGGUAGUAGAGCUUAUGCCAAAUGGUCUGCGGGGUCUGAUGUUGUCGGUCAUGUUGGCCUCCCUUAUGAGCUCCCUGACUUCCAUUUUUAACAGUGCUAGUACUUUGUUCACGAUGGACAUUUACACCAAAAUUCGAUCACGACCAUCUGAGAAGGAGCUUAUGCUAGCCGGGAGGUGA